Messenger RNA from Lytechinus variegatus (green sea urchin), 996 nucleotides. RefSeq names its product trafficking protein particle complex subunit 2-like. The record is from RefSeq and is a predicted model, not a curated record. Gene Ontology annotation, biological process: endoplasmic reticulum to Golgi vesicle-mediated transport. Bases 112 to 540 code for a protein of 142 amino acids. Lineage: Eukaryota; Metazoa; Echinodermata; Echinoidea; Temnopleuroida; Toxopneustidae. The transcript is spliced from 6 exons. Gene Ontology annotation, cellular component: nucleus; cytoplasm; TRAPP complex.
UAGCUAGCUAGCUAGCUCGACCUUCUAUGACGAGGUGUAUUAACCGGCUUGGGGCUGUAACUUCUGAAAACAUAUGGAAACAGUCUUCUUGAAAGAUUAAGCACUCCGAAGAUGUCUGGAAAUUACUAUUUUGUUAUAGUGGGUCACCAUGACAACCCAGUAUUUGAGCUUGAGCAUAGUAGUCAAUCAAGAGCUGCUGAAGCAAAGAAAGAUGACCACAGACACUUAAAUCAAUUCAUAGCUCAUGCAGCACUGGAUAUGGUAGAUGAACAUAUGUGGACAACACAAAACAUGUAUCUCAAGACAGUUGACAAGUUCAACGAGUGGUUUGUCUCUGCUUUUGUCACAGCAGGAAGGAUGAGAUUUCUUGUUCUACAUGAUAUCAAGAAUGAAGAUGGCAUCAAGAACUUCUUCUCUGAAGUCUAUGAAUUAUACAUCAAGUUUUCCAUGAAUCCAUUCUAUGAGCCAAGUAGUCAAAUCAAGUCACCUACACUUGAGAAGAGGAUACAACAGCUUGCCAAGAGAUUCCUUACCAGCUGAGUUAGAAUUUGUAUCAGAAUUUUAUAGUAAACAUAUCAGGCUUUGAGAAAGUAUAGUGGAAUUAUUUAUCCGAGGUUGGUCUGGCAAUUACUAUUUCUCCCGAGGGGCGAAAUAUUGUAGUUAGUAGUUUUGCCAGUCCAACCGAGGAUUAAUAAUUUCCACUAUGCUUCCGAAUGAAACGCCUGAUAUACAUGUAUUUGGUUUAUAUCCUACUUUUAAUAAUUUAUUACCAAAUUAUAUGCGCCGAGCUUGCAAAUUACGGUUACUUGAGUUGAAUUACCUACUUUUCACCGCGCUCAGUUGAACGCAGAUUUCUGCCUGCGCCGACCCAUCGCGGGACUUGCCCGGGAGAGAGAGCGCGCUGGCCGGUACGCCCGAGAGUUUAGCUUAGAUAUCCAGUUUUGUGAAAUAAUGACGUCAGACCUCGAUAUAUCCAAAAAUAUAUCGAGGUCUGAC